This is a messenger RNA of Periophthalmus magnuspinnatus, 2632 nucleotides long. RefSeq names its product protein phosphatase 1, regulatory (inhibitor) subunit 7 (gene ppp1r7). NCBI's taxonomy places the organism in Eukaryota, Metazoa, Chordata, Actinopteri, Gobiiformes, Gobiidae. The transcript has 10 exons. The record is from RefSeq and is a predicted model, not a curated record. Gene Ontology annotation, molecular function: protein binding. Bases 49 to 1083 code for a protein of 344 amino acids.
CUCGCAGCGGAUUGGCUGAGCGGUCGUCAGUCGGUGUUUACAGGAAACAUGGCCUCCUUGUCUGUGGGUGAACAAGAAAUGGAAGUGGACCGGAGAGGGGAGUCUGAAGAAUCUGGAGAUGAUGAAACCAGGCGGAAGAGCAUCAAUGGUGAUGUGGACCCCAAUCAGCCCUCUUCCACAAGUAUAGAGGAGUCUCCCGUUGACAUGGACACUAUCACUUUGGACCCUGAGGAGGAGGAUGUUGAUCUUGUUCACUGUCGAAUUGGAAAAAUUGAAGGACUGGAAGUUCUACAGAAAGCUAAAACCCUUUCCUUGCGACAGAAUCUCAUUAAAAAGAUUGAAAACCUUGACAGCUUAAAGUCACUGUGGGAGUUAGAUCUUUAUGACAAUCAGAUCCGCAAACUGGAGAACCUGAACAGCCUUGUAGAGUUGGAACAACUUGAUGUGUCUUUCAACAUUUUAAGAAAAAUAGAAGGUUUGGAGCAGUUAACUCGGCUGAAGAAACUUUUUUUGCUUCACAACAAAAUUGGCAGUAUUGCCAACUUGGAUCACUUUGCAUGUCUUGAAAUGCUUGAGCUGGGAUCUAAUCGCAUACGGGUCAUAGAGAACCUUGAUUCACUUUCAUCCUUGCAAAGUUUAUUUCUUGGAACUAAUAAAAUUACAAAACUUCAGAACCUUGAGGGCUUACAUAACCUGACAGUUUUAAGUAUUCAGAGUAACAGAAUUACUAAGAUUGAAGGACUCCAGAACCUUGUCAGCCUGAAAGAGCUAUAUCUGAGCCACAAUGGCAUUGAAGUCAUAGAGGGAUUAGAAAAUAAUAAAAAACUUACAACAUUGGAUAUAGCUGCCAAUCGAGUAAAAAGGAUUGAAAACAUCAGCCAUCUGACAGAACUGCAGGAGUUUUGGAUGAAUGACAAUCAGAUAGAAAACUGGUCCGAUCUCGAUGAGCUAAAAAAUGCCAAGUCUCUGGAGACAGUUUAUCUGGAAAGAAACCCGUUACAGAAGGAUCCACAGUACAGGAGAAAGAUUAUGCUGGCACUUCCCAGCGUUCGCCAGAUCGAUGCAACAUUCAUCCGCUUCUGAACUCCAGUAAACAUGAAUUGACCUUCAAAUAUAACAAUGUUUCUUCACCUUCACCCGCCCAAACUACAAGACACACACUUUAUUUUAAAUCACAAGUCAUAUCUUCAGCACUUCCUACAGAUGUACAAUUCAUUCCUUGCUUUCUUCCACGGCAUACUAAGCAUACAUCUAUGCAUGUAUGUAUGUAUGUUCCCACUCAUACUGUACUAUUGUGUGGAAGUGUAUUUAAAAUGGAUGUUCAAAGUGGCAUAUCAAAUCACCUUUUUUCAUUUCUCUACAAUACACAUUUGCAUUUUUGUUUUGCAUGUUGAUAAAAAAGUGAUACCCAGAUUGUAUGAGCAAUUAUGCACUGGCCCGUAAGUAAAAAAUGAGACUCAGCACAACAUCCACAAUAUAAAAUGUAAACAGUAGGUGCCAAUUUAUAUUUUUUUGGUUCUUUGAGUGAAUUGGUUUGGGUUGGUGUGUAUACUAAUAUGGACAAGUCAAAACACCUUGAUAUUAAAAGGCUGAAUCAUUAAUAAAACAUUCUUAACAUUUUAAUCCAAUGCAUGUCAUUUAAAUGUAAUUAAAAACUUUCAAUUUCUGUCUUAAUUCACAGUCUUAAUUUUGAAAUUAAAGCUUAUCUACAGGAUGUUAAUAAAUCAGCUUUAUGAGAGGAUAUUGGUACAGUAUUAUUGUAAAUAGUUAGUGUACAAUUGUUCUUACAUUACCUAUUACUUAAAAUAAUGCAUUUCCUAAUUACUGCCAAUAAUAUAACUUAGAACUGGGGUGUCCAAACUACAGCUGGAGGCUGAAGGCGGCCCUCGGACCAAACUGACCAUCAGUCUAUGGCCCCCCGCCUGCAUAUGUUGUAGAAAAGGUUUGGAGACCCCUAAGUUAUCUACUUAAUCUUCAUAACCCGUAAAAGUAAUAUUUUAAUUUAUGCUCUUGCAUUAAUGCUUUUAUAAUUUAACAGUUUAACAGGCCUUCAUGAAAUGUUUCACCUCAGGGCUUAGAACCAUUUGUUGAGGAUAAAAUUAUUCAUCUUAAUUAUCAUAUUUUAAUUAAGGUUGAAAUACUUCUUCCCAUUUUUGCUCCCUAAUUAAUUAUCAAAUUGAAUCUGUUUGAAUUUUGUUUUGUUUAUGUGUAUGAAGUAUUGUUACGUUAACGCAACAUGUAUUUUUUAGGCUAUAUAUACAUAUAUAUAUACACACAUAUAUAUAUAUGACUUGAACAAACACGCAGGUUUAUUAUGUAAAUAGAGCUCUUAACCUUUGUCAGUGCUAUCAUCACCGAUUUGUAAAAUUAAAACUCUGUUAAGUUAAAGAUGCAUUAUGUCACUUUUGUGGGUAAUGCCAUCUCCUUGUCUCCAUGGCAAGUCAGUUACAUCUCCAUGGAGACAAGCAGGUGCCAAACUCCAGAGAAGUUACACAGUACACAAUUUAUCAUCCAAAUGAAAUUUAAAAUAGCCUUUAUAGCAAAGUUAUCAAGCCAAGGCCACUGGUUUUAACAGGGUUGAAAUUAUUUUGGAAAUGAAUGUAUUAUGCAAAUAAAAUCAUAUCACUUACCA